This is a messenger RNA of Magnolia sinica, 3523 nucleotides long. Its product is annotated as type I inositol polyphosphate 5-phosphatase 2. The coding region runs from base 1218 to 3173 and encodes 651 amino acids. The transcript has 11 exons. Gene Ontology annotation, molecular function: phosphatidylinositol-4,5-bisphosphate 5-phosphatase activity; inositol-polyphosphate 5-phosphatase activity; phosphatidylinositol-3,4,5-trisphosphate 5-phosphatase activity. Gene Ontology annotation, biological process: phosphatidylinositol dephosphorylation. The record is from RefSeq and is a predicted model, not a curated record. NCBI's taxonomy places the organism in Eukaryota, Viridiplantae, Streptophyta, Magnoliopsida, Magnoliales, Magnoliaceae.
AAAUGUAGCUUGAGAUCCCUGCUAUCACUGUCUCCAGCUGUCUUAGCAUUUGCCAUUGGUUAUCUUUGUAAAUUACUUAAUUACCCCAUUGACUCUGUAGCAUUUUAGUUCGGUAAUUGCAAUGAUGCUUUGGUCGGAGAUAUUCUGUUUUUGUGGCGGUUUGUUUGUUUGGUGGGUCACUGAAAUCUUCUGUAGACACAUGAUAUGAUUAACGGCUACUGUUUGUUUAUCAGGCAUGGCCCACCGGGUCGUAAUCAUUGCUCUGUACCCGUUGAUUUUGUCUUCUGAGCAUGGAUGAGCUGUCUCUGUCGUUGUUUAAGUAGUAGCAUUUAAGCCAUGGCUGUGAUUCGGUAUUCAACGGCCCACUCGCUCGGAACGGCAAUGGGACCACUCAUCGUGCGGCUGUGAUGAAUUAUGAGAAACCCAAUUGGCAGUUUUCGUUCUAACGAUGAAUUAAUCUAGUUACUUGCUGUUUUUAUCCAAUUGGGCAUCGCUGUGGAUGUUUUUGUUUCGUUGUGGUCAAAUUUGAAUUAAUGAUGUAUUUGCAUAGUGUGGUCCUGAUGGAAAAGUUAGGACAACCCAAAUUGAUGGUCUUUGUUCUUAUGAUGAAUUUAUCUAGUGCUUGUGCUAGUAUGAUUGAGUCGGGUACCGCUGUCGUUGUUUUUUUUUUUUUUUCGUUGUGGCUGUUGUUUUUGUGAUGAAUGACUUCACGAGCUGAACAAGUGGCUGUAGCAUCAUUUAGUUGAAGUUUUUUUGUACAAUGAAAGAGACAUCUUGGUUUUUAAAUUCUGGUCUGUUUGUCUUGGAUUUCCAAUUAUCAUACAAAGAUUUUAUUUAUAUAUUUAUUUAUAACUACAACUGACGUCGAGAGGACCAUUGAGUAGUAUGCAGCUGGAAGUUAUUGAUAUGUGAUUAGCUUGACUGCAAUCUCUUUCUGUCCUUUGCUUUUGGUCUCACAACGGAUUUCACUGUCUUGGGCACACUUGUACCUUCCUUUUGCUUUCAGGGACGCCUACCGUCGACUGUUCGUGUUUUUUUUUUUUAUUAUAAUGGUCUGAAAGUCUUAUUUAACAAUACUGUGGCCGUCCAAUUUGAGUACAAGAUCACUGGUUAUUAGCUUUCUGCGCCUGGUCUCGUAAUUAGGAGCAGCUAUCUCUAUACCUGUUGUUUGGGCUUCUGAAUUUUGAUAUCAGUUUCUUGAUUUUGAUCGAACGGCCAUGAGAGCGAGGAAAGGAAAGCGUUCCGAGACCUUUUGGCCAUCCAUUGUUAUGAAGAAGUGGCUAAACAUUAAGCCUAAGGUACAUGAAUUCAGCGAAGAUGAGCCAGACACGGAAACUGAGAGCGAGGAUGACGUUGAAGAUGUGAAAAGAACAGACACGAUGCAUGUCCGCAGAAUGCAGGGGAGCCAAUCUGUAUGCUCAGAUCAAGCUUCUAGUAAUGGAAUGAUGUCAAAGGAUUAUCUGCCAUCAAAAGGCUACCCGUCGAGGCAUAGGAGGGGAAAAUCAGAAACUCUACGCGUUCAGUACAUAAACACAAAGGAUGUGAGGGUCACAAUUGGCACAUGGAAUGUUGCUGGAAGAAUUCCACAUAAUGAUGUUGAUAUUGAUGAGUGGCUGUGUACAAAAGAACCUGUAGACAUGUACAUUCUUGGCUUCCAAGAAGUGGUCCCUUUAAAUGCUGGAAACGUUUUGGGAGCAGAGGAUAACAGACCAAUCCCGAAAUGGGAGGCAAUAAUUCGUAGAACGCUUAACAAAUCAUUGCAGCCGAAAACAAAAUUCAAAUGCUACAGUGCCCCUCCCUCUCCUGUAAUGCGGACAUCUUCAGCUGCUGAUGCUCUUGCUGAUGAGAUAGCUGCUCCUGAAGGGAACUGUAAGCCUAGUGGGCUUGCUAAUGGCAUUUCUUUCGAAAGCAAACACUUGGGUGAAAUAAACAACUUGGGAAAGAAGCUCCAGCUAAAGAGAAUCUAUGGCAUUGACAGUGAUAGUAGACUAGACUGGCCUGAAUGUUCAUUAGACACACCGCCACACGUUUUGUCAUCUAACUCAAGGUUGAGGAGAGUCUGGAGCAGUUCUGCGAGGAUGGGAUUUGAUUGGAUGGAGAAGCCUCUAAAUCCCACUUCUCAAGAUUUAGCAUUAGAAGGUGGAUUGAGACGGGUGUACCGCAGCUCAGGGAACCUCCAAUCUAUCUGGUCACAGCAGCAAGAGGAGUCGGAAGUAAUUGAUUCGUUAUCUGAUGUUUCUGACAACUUAUCCGACGAGGAAGCUGAUUUGUAUUCUGAAAAUGUUGUGGGUAAAUGUGAGGAUGGAGCUGAUGGAGAAUGUGAGAAGCUCCAAGAUAGAUAUGUUCGCAUUGUCAGCAAGCAAAUGGUCGGGAUCUAUGUAUCGCUUUGGGUUCGUAAAAGGUUGAGGAGGCAUAUAAACAACUUGAAGGUUUCUCCAGUUGGAGUUGGACUCAUGGGCUACAUGGGAAACAAGGGAUCCGUUUCUGUCAGCAUGUCUUUGUUCCAAACACGGUUAUGCUUUGUUUGCUCUCAUCUCACAUCUGGUCACAAGUAUGGGGAUGAACAGAAGCGUAACUCUGAUGUGUUCGAAAUCAUACGCCGUACCCGAUUUCCUUCUCUAUAUGAUGCUGAUCAACCACAGACUAUUUCAUCACAUGACCAGAUAUUCUGGUUUGGGGAUCUGAAUUACCGUCUGAAUAUGAUGGACGCUGAUGUAAGGAAGCUUGUCGCUGGGAGACAAUGGGAUGAACUUAUCAACAGUGAUCAGUUAUCCAAAGAGCUGCGAAGUGGGCGCGUAUUUGAUGGUUGGAAGGAAGGUGUGAUUGAAUUCCCGCCGACUUAUAAGUAUGAAUUCAACUCUGAUCGGUAUGUUGGAGAAAACCCAAAAGAGGGCGAAAAGAAGAGAUCUCCAGCAUGGUGUGAUCGAAUACUCUGGUUAGGAAAGGGCAUCAAACAACUUUCUUACAGGCAGGCUGAACUGAGCCUUUCAGAUCAUCGCCCCAUCAGCUCUAUUUUCCUGGUUGAAGUCGAAGUCUUCGACCAUCGGAAGCUCCGGAGGGCUCUGCAUUUUACAGAUGCUAGAGUUCACCCUGAAGAUUUCCUUGUCGAAGAGGACGACAGUGACAUCCAAAUUGAAAGCUUCACACACAUCAGGGGAAACAACAUGUUGUAGAAUGUCACUUGGACAUUGCUUCAACUCACUGUGAGUCUCUGAGCGGCUUUAGCUAGACUUCACAACACGGGUGUGGAACUUCAGCCAUUGAAGAUAUUACUAGUAAAAACACAUGUGAGUGAUCGUCGGGCAUGGACUGCAUUCAAGCAACGUAAGAGCCCGAUUUCUGUCCAAAUCUGGUUACUGAGUUACAAAUGAGGGUGAAAAUAUAUGAAAAAACCUUCUUUUUUUUUCGUCUUCUUUUUUCUUGUGGGGAUUAUAGGGUUGUUUGUGUAAAAAGUUAUUUUAGUAUGAAAAUCAGUGUAGAAAAAUUAACAAGAUUGAAGAAAAUGUGUAGACUGUUUUUUUUU